ACGCCGAUGUGGACCAAUUGGAGGAGACAACGUAUCCGCCACCAGUCUUUGACUUUGGCAUGCCCAGGAACAUAACGGCGCGCACCGGACAUACAGCGGCCAUCAACUGCCGUGUCGAGAACUUGGGCGAUAAAUCGGUAUCCUGGAUACGUAAACGCGAUUUGCACAUUUUGACUGCAGGCAUCCUCACCUACACAUCUGAUGAGCGCUUCAAGGUUGUACGCACCGCCGACUCCAAGGACUGGACGUUGCAUGUGAAAUAUGCACAGCCGCGCGACAGCGGCAUAUACGAGUGCCAGGUGAACACGGAGCCAAAGAUUUCGAUGGCCUUUCGCUUGAAUGUCAUAGUAACGCCGCCAGAUGCCAAAGCGAUUAUUGCCGGACCAGCGGACUUGUACGUGAAGGUGGGCAGCGUCAUAACGCUCACCUGCCAUGUGAAACAGCCGGCGACAGCGGCGCAGGAUAUCGGACCAAUUUACUGGUACCGCGGCCCUUACAUACUCACACCUUUUGUGGCGCAUCCGAACGAUGCGGCCAUCGAUUUGCAGCGCAUCUCCAUGGAAUCAACGUUGGCUGAGAAACUGCAAAGCAGGCUGCGCAUCGCCAACGCCCAACUCCUGGAUACGGGCAAUUAUACAUGCAUGCCAACCACAGCAGAGGCGGCCAGUGUGGUGGUCAAUGUUAUCAAUGAUGAAAGCCCAGCGGCCAUGCAAAAGAGCGGAGUAACUUCUUGUGCCCUCAGCAGCCACAGUUGGCUCAUCAUUUUGGCAUUGAGCGCAACCAUAAGGAGUGCCCUCAGUAUUAAUACAGUGGCGAUUCCCAAGAACUCCAACAAAGCAACGAGCGCAAAGUUUUAA
This is a messenger RNA of Scaptodrosophila lebanonensis, 857 nucleotides long. It is a transcript of the gene dpr2, whose product is annotated as zwei Ig domain protein zig-8. Lineage: Eukaryota; Metazoa; Arthropoda; Insecta; Diptera; Drosophilidae. Gene Ontology annotation, cellular component: neuron projection membrane. Gene Ontology annotation, biological process: synapse organization. The transcript is spliced from 7 exons. Bases 60 to 857 code for a protein of 265 amino acids. The record is from RefSeq and is a predicted model, not a curated record.